AUGGUGGCAGUUAUCAACUUUAAUAUUGGGGUUAAUUUUAAAGAUGCUUUUAUCACCGAGGAAAGAACCCUUACCAAAAAAGUUAUUGGGGUGCUGGAAAGUAAGGGCAAGGAUGAAAAAAUAGACCCCGAGGAAAUAAAGAGCAUAUUAAACAAGAAAUACAAUAGCGUUAGCGAGCAGCAAACCAAAGUUAAAGACAGCAUCGAGGAGGGAUUAAAAGGAAAGAAUAGUUUAGCCAAAAAAGAGGCUAUUGAUUUAAUCAAAGAAGCAGGCAAAGACUCCAAGAACAAAACCAUUUUCCACAAAAAAGAUUUUAAGUUUGAAUUUAACCUUUUCGGUUGGAAAAUUGUUGAAAGAACCGAUUUACACCUAAUUAAAGGAUUUGGUUUUAUUCCCCGUAUUCUUAUCGAAAGAGACUUAAAAAAAGACUUAUUUCGUCAAUUUAUUCGGGCUAAAUAUCCAAAUUCUUCCGAAGUUUCUCGCAACCUAAUAACUCAAUUUGCGGGCGAUUUAGAUAGCAUUGCCCGGAGCAUUUGGUUCAUUCCUAAUCUGUUAGUAGAGAUUUUUCUCUUUGCCAAAGCGGCUAAACUAAAUAUUGCUGCUAAAAAACGUUAUGAGGAGGACAAUAAAGUAAUUUACGAAAGAAUUAAUAAUUUAGAAUAUAUUAAAGCAGUUCCUAAUUAUGUUAUAAUACCUAAUAUACCGAUAACUUUCGUGGCUCUCGUGGCUGGUUUCACUAACAAAGAAGGGCAAAGAGACGAGGUUUUUUUCUUGGCUAAUUUUAUUCGCUACUAUGUUACAGCACAAAAACUAAAUAGCGAAAUGAAUAAAAUAGUUGAUAGUUUAAUGACUAUCGAUGACCUUUCCAGUAAUUUAACUAUUGUCAACGAGAGUGCUAAAAUCCUCAACCAAGAGACCGCACCGGUCGCCUUGCCAACACUUCCUUCUAAAAAUAUUCCUUUCCAAAACGGCGACUUAAUUUUUCAAAAUGUUGUAUUUGCUUAUCCGAAACGACCCCACCAAGAUAUUUUACGUAAUUUUUCCUUCCAUUUCGUUCAAGGAAAAAUCUAUGGUAUUGCUGGAAAAAAUGGAAUUGGUAAAAGUACUAUUACCAAAACUAGUUUGAAACUCUACGAAAUAAAAAAAGGAAAAAUUUUAAUUGGUAAAAAUAAUAUUCAAGAAAUCGAAACCGACAGUCUUCACCAACAUGUUUGCUACCAAACUAACCGCCCGACUUUUUUUCGAAUGAGUAUUGCCGAAAAUGUUUAUUAUCCAAAUGAAUAUAACAAAAAUGAUUUAGAAAAAUUAGUUGCUGCUGCUAAAAAAACUGGUAUUUAUGAUUUUGUUAACAAACUUCCAAAUGGUUUUGAUACCAUAUUAAGGGAAGGGGGAACAGACUUGUCCGAAGGACAGAAACAACAAAUUAUGGCUAUGAAAAUGUUUAUUCGAGAUUAUGAUAUUUACAUUUUAGAUGAGAUUUUAAGCAACGUUCACCCUGUUUUAAAAGAAACUAUUCUUGCCAAUAUUUUUGCUAAGAUAAAAGGUAAAACUGUUUUAGUAAUUGACCACCAUUAUAGCAUUUUUAACUACGUCGAUUAUGUUUAUCAGUUUACCGGAGAGAAUUUAAUUAAAAUGGAAAAAAGCGACUUUACAAAAGUUAGUUAA
Funneliformis geosporum is the source of this 1665-nucleotide messenger RNA. NCBI's taxonomy places the organism in Eukaryota, Fungi, Glomeromycota, Glomeromycetes, Glomerales, Glomeraceae. The record is from the annotation of a GenBank genome assembly.